Molecule: messenger RNA, 1135 nt
Organism: Trichoplusia ni (cabbage looper)
Lineage: Eukaryota; Metazoa; Arthropoda; Insecta; Lepidoptera; Noctuidae
Exons: 1
Coding region: 61-822 (253 amino acids)
Source: RefSeq, a predicted model, not a curated record
UCAUGUCUUAUGUCGAGCCAUAGCGCGAAAGACUCAUCGGUAAGAUGACUAAAAUAUCUGAUGGAUUACCGUAAUUCAGUUCACACUACUACUGGGUUAUCCCCUGCUCAGUUGGUUUUUGGUCACAAGUUAAGGUCGCGUUUAGACUUAAUCAAUCCGAAAUCAUCGGCUCCCUCGUCACCGUCUGUAUCCGAUCACGUAAAAAAUCAACAGUGUAUGCAAACUAAGCAACAAGGGAAAAAUAAAGAAAAGAAUUUUGAAAUAAGUGAUAUUGUAUUAUAUAAAAGAUUCGUUAACAAAGCAAGUUAUACAUGGUGUAAGGGCAUCAUAUUGAAAAGAAUAGGUAAAGUUUUGUAUUUAGUAAAAGACCUUAAAAACUCAGAAAGUUACAAAAGACACAUAAAUCAGCUGAGGCUUUAUAAAGGAACACAUAACAAUAAUGAACAAGAUACGUUGUUGAACUUACCUGGGUCGUCUGGGCUAUCUUCAUCUCCGCCGCCGUCGCCGCCUCCAACACCGCUGCCGCCGCCGUCGCCUUCGUCAGCUUCUUCACGAACAGCUGUACCGCAGCCCGAGCUCGACUUACCAAACUUCUCUCCGGGUAGCUCAGCCAGAGGGAGGAGAGCAGAAUUGUACGAAGGAGGUACCUCUUUGUUGGUGAGGGAAGACGAGUCCGAGAAUUGCUUCCCUCAGAUUGCAGAGAACGAGCAGCGAAUUGUAGCGAAUGAUGCAGAUGUUGAAACAAGAGAAAGACCUGUAGACUCCGAGGAUGAGUUCCACGAAGCGGAAACCGACACCCAGGAGUCACAACAUGCCAAGUAAUUACGACAAAUAGAUCACUACGAAAACGCCCCGUGAUUAGUUAUAGGAAGUAUUUUUAGUAUUGCUUAAUAUAGCAUUAGUGUUAGAGUUUAAGUACUUUUUGUUAUAGAGGGAGGAAUGUUAAGUAUCUGUGACCGCGUCCUUUCCCGCUCGCUGAACUGUCAUACGAACUGUCAUCUGUCAAACCGUAUGUGAAUAAACAAGUGCGUUGCUAACCUGCGAUUGUUUAACUUGUACCUACGACCUUUAUACAUAACACCGUCGGUGUGACCUCGUCGCCCGAGGCAGAUGCUAUUACGACACUCGGUAGGCU